UUGCAGAUGCAUUAUGGGAAAAAAAUUCCGGAUAUAAAUUUCAGGAAGUAAUGUUACUGCCCAAAAAAUAGAAUUUACACGUUUUUAAAACUUUUCAAAAGUUGUUAUGUAUCCAUAUUUGAUAACCACUUACUGAUGUCACACGCAGUGCGCGCAGAUUCCAAAUAAGGAAGUUGCGAGGUCUCCGUUCAGGAACUGGAGAUUUUGUGAUUAGGUAUUGUAUUCAUCGCUAUUCUGCCCUUCAUCCUCAUCCUGCUUAUAAUCUUGUCUACAUGUCGGACUAUUAUAUACUCCCAGCUCCCUUUCACCAUGGAGAAUACUAUGUCCAAAGUGAAAAGACGGUUAAGCAUGCCUUUCAAGAUUGGCAAGAAGCGACCUUCAGGGUCGUCGUCCUCGGAUACCGCACCAGCUAUGAACAUUGGGCCCCCAACAGCUGUGAAACACAAUUUUCAUGUAGGUUUUAAUGCAACUACUGGAGAUUUCGAGGGGCUCCCACCAGCAUGGACUGCUCUACUUCAGUCUUCCAAUAUAUCGAAAGCUGACCAAGCAGCUAAUCCAGAAGCAGUAAUCAAUUCACUGCGGACCUUCACAAAGUCUGUCAAGAAAAAACCUGGAGAGGGCAAGUUUAUGAAAGUGCAGGAGUCUAUUGCUGAAUCUGAUGAUGAUCUCGAUUAUAGCGAUGACGAUACCAAACGCAGCAGUAAGAAAUCAGAUGAGGAGAUGCCCCCUGUACCCCAUAAUGUGGAAUCACCAGUUUUUGAGAGAACCCCCUCAGAAGCUGAGCAUAAGACAGAUCUUGUUGAUGGAAUGAACAAGGUUACUCUCGACAACGAAAAAGACGAUGAACCACCGGCUGAAGUCAUCCAGCGACGACCAAAAUCUCAGAAGAAAAACAUGUCGGACGACGAAAUCAACGAGGGCCUUCGGUCACUUGCUUCACCAGGCGAUCCCACCUCAAAGUACACGGUGUCAAAGAAACUUGGGGCUGGUGCAUCUGGUUGUGUGUACAUGGCUAAACCUAAAGAGGGCGAUGCGGUAGUAGCCAUAAAGUCCAUGGACCUCACCAACCAACCCAAGAAAGAACUGCUUAUAACAGAGAUUGAGGUCAUGAAAACCUACAGGCAUCAAAACAUUGUCAACUUCCUAGAUUGUUACUUCCUGUCCGAGAAAAGUGAAUUAUGGGUAGUGAUGGAAUACCUUGAUGGUGGUGCGCUGACUGAUGUUGUCACGGAAACCAUAAUGAAUGAAGGACAGAUUGCUGCUGUAACCCGCGAGUGUCUGCAAGCUCUGAACUAUUUGCACUCAAAGGGUAUUAUACAUAGGGAUAUUAAAAGUGACAAUGUAUUAUUAGGAAUGAAUGGGUCUGUCAAGCUGACUGAUUUUGGCUUCUGUGCUCAGCUAAGUGGAGAUAACUCUAAACGACAGACGAUGGUAGGCACUCCAUACUGGAUGGCUCCGGAAGUCGUAUCAAGGAAACACUAUGGGAAAAAGGUGGAUGUUUGGUCUAUGGGAAUCAUGAUCAUUGAAAUGUUAGAAGGUGAGCCCCCAUAUUUGAAUGAGACCCCACUGAAGGCUAUCUACCGAAUAGCCACCAAGGGAAAACCGGAAAUUAAGAAUUUCGAAAAGCUGUCGAAAUUACUUCAGAAUUUCAUUGACCGGACAUUGGAAGUGGAGGUGGAUACAAGAGCAGACACUGAUGAACUCCUGCUGCACGAUUUCAUGAAAUGUGCGAAAGACCUCAAAACACUCAGGCCGUUAAUCGUAGCUGCUAAGCAAGCUACCGGGCACUAGUUUACGUAUAUGCAUAGAAGUACUAGUUAAUUGUUUGAAUUUUGACACCGAAGUAGGAAAUUUUGUACACAAAUUGAAAAGUGUGUAUGUUUAUCUAUGUGCAAGUGUACUGUGUGUGUCUGCAGUUGUGGAACUAUUACAGAAUUGUGUUUGUCUGCUUCUACGAAAGAGUUGGCAUGGUCCUUGUGUUAAUUCAUUGGUAUUAUAUAAAUGUAGUGUAACAAACAGGAUACAAAACUAUACCACAUGUAUUAAAAUGUAGCAAUAUUCAUGUGAAUUAAAAGAUAUAUAGAAAGAGGUCUCAAACUGUAAUGUUUAAAUGGGUUUGAGACUGUGUAAAAACGCUUCUUCUGUCUCUAUGCUUAAAGAAAAGUCAGUUACGCAAAAAAAAAAUGUUUAUCAAAGAUAAGUUUCCCGUUUUGUAUGCUAAUAUCUCGUACUCUUGCUGUUGUACCCAAUUGGAAAGUGUGUGUUGUGUCAUUACAAGGGAUUUAACAAAUGUUCUUGAAAAGGUUUUGGAGUUCCGUAUUAAUUUUUUUCUGCUAUGUAACAUUCUAGAUGUCACAUGAGAGCAUCUUUAAGAAAAUCAUGUUAAAAUUUAUAAAGUUUUCGAGUCCAAGUAUAAAAGUUGUGUCAUGAUUUGAUAAUUUAAUAGAAGGCACACUCAAUAACAACAUUCCCUACUUGAUCUCAUGAGUGAAGACUGUGUGUGCUUGAUUGAUAUGAAUGUGGGUUUUUUGUCACACUCUAUGACCUUUACUGAUUCGUAACCGAACUUGUACAAAACUUGACUGCUCUGAAACAUACCAUUAGUUUUGUACAGUUUAUCGUGGGAGAAAGCAUUGGGAAACAUUCUCAAAAAUUUUUACUCUUUCAUUCAAAAAUACUUGAAAGUUGAAGCUAUUUCUCUCAGGGUCAUUAGGAAGCAGAUUGACCGAGUAGUGUGUGAAUGUUAUAGUCAUGUGAUCAGGUCAUGUGAUGUGUGGUGUAUUGCUCUGUUGAUUUACAGAUAAUCACAAUUAUGUCGCUACUUUCCAUUCAUUUUUGUAUUAUUGUUGAUAGACUUUUAUUUGCUGAAUCUAUUUUUCUACAUAUUUAUCUAUAGAUAUAUAUAUAUAUGUUAAAAAUUCUGUCACAAACAUUCCUGUUUAUUCCUGAGGAUAAUAUAUGUAUAUUCGUCACGUUUCAUGUUUAUAGAUUCGUAAGUUCACUGAUUUUUCUAAGUGCUGUGUUAGUGUGCAGAGUUGGGAUAGGACUAAAACUGAAUUACAUAGGAUAGGGAUUUCCUUUCUAUCUGUCCAGGCCAUUAGGGUGGACAAAUCAUGUGCUUAGUAUUUCUAUGUAUUUGAAAUAAUGCAACAAUACCUUUUUUUUUGCAAAGAACCUUUAGAAUUCAGUUAUGUAUGAACAGUUUAUAAUUGAUCUUGAUUGAAACAAUUUACAUGUAGCUGAAAUCACACUGAUAUACAUGUUCAUUGUUACAGAAGGGAAGUCUCUGUUAUUUGUUAUUCAUACCCAAAGGGAAAUGUAUGAUACGCAAGUUCAGAAAUCAGAGCACCAGCUAACACUAGCGGUGGUGAUGUAAACAUGUUAUGUGUUUCUAGUUAUUAAUUGUAAGUACAUAAUGUCAAAAUUAUUCUGAACAGGAAAUAAAGGCUAUAUUUUCACUUUACAGUGACGUAUUUAUGUUAAUCAGGUUGACUUCCAUCUAAAACCAGGAAUCACUUUACACAUACUUCAUUUUGUGAUGAUUCUAGAAGGGGAAGUAAUCCUCAUUCUAUAAAGGGCAACAACUCUGAUUUACUAACUAAGCUAUUGAUGUGUAUAAUUAAUAAAUUCUUGCAAUAAA
Ostrea edulis (European flat oyster) is the source of this 3640-nucleotide messenger RNA. Its product is annotated as serine/threonine-protein kinase Pak-like. The coding region runs from base 310 to 1791 and encodes 493 amino acids. Gene Ontology annotation, molecular function: ATP binding; protein serine/threonine kinase activity. Gene Ontology annotation, biological process: intracellular signal transduction; regulation of MAPK cascade; regulation of axonogenesis. The record is from RefSeq and is a predicted model, not a curated record. NCBI's taxonomy places the organism in Eukaryota, Metazoa, Mollusca, Bivalvia, Ostreida, Ostreidae. The transcript has 8 exons. Gene Ontology annotation, cellular component: cytoplasm.